Molecule: messenger RNA, 1330 nt
Organism: Dreissena polymorpha
Lineage: Eukaryota; Metazoa; Mollusca; Bivalvia; Myida; Dreissenidae
Product: 39S ribosomal protein L15, mitochondrial-like
Exons: 4
Coding region: 66-950 (294 amino acids)
Biological process (GO): translation
Cellular component (GO): mitochondrial large ribosomal subunit
Molecular function (GO): structural constituent of ribosome
Source: RefSeq, a predicted model, not a curated record
UAACCUUUGCGUGCCUCACGAAAACUGAUAAUAUCAACACACAACAAGAGCCUGACAUUGAAAACAUGGCAUCAAAAUUGCCAGAAAAGGCACUUAACCUUAUACGGAGAGCACCACGAGUUAAUUUAAGUGCCCUUAAGCCUCUACCAGCUGCAUAUCUAAUAAAGGUGAAGCAGCGCAGAUCUCGUGCAAAAGGGACACAGAGUGGGCGCGGUAACAAAGGUCAGGGUCAACGAAUUACACUGCCACGUCUUGGGUUUGAAGGAAACAACACACCUUUCUAUCUUCAGAUACCCAAAGAGCCUUAUUACAAAGGCCAUCAUUUACGACGCGAGUAUCCUCCCCUGACCCUUCACACGUUGCAGCGCAUGAUUGAUCUUGGUAGAGUUGAUACUUCACAACCCAUCGAUCUGAACGCCAUAUGUAACUCAGCUAUUUAUAAGUUGAAUCCCAAAGACAAGGAGUAUGGGAUCAAUUUGACGGAUGAGGGUGCUGAUAUUUUCACAGCGCGUGUCAACAUUGAAGUACAGUGGGCGGAAGAAUCAACCAUAGCAGCGAUCGAGCGUAACGGAGGUAUGAUCACCACACGCUUCUUUGACUUUCCGAGUUUGCAAGCAAUAGUGGACCCUGAGUGGUUCUUCAAGAAAGGUGUCCCAAUACCACGAUGCUCCUUGCCACCUAAAGACGCCCUGGAGUAUUAUACAAACCCAGAAAAGCGAGGGUACCUUGCGGAUCCCGAGAAAGUCCGACAUGCGCGGUUUGAAUUGGCACAAAAAUACGGCUAUGAGCCACCAGAUUAUGAAAAUGGACCAAAUGCGGAACUGUUUAAGAAACAGAAGGACCCGAGACAGAUUUUCUUUGGAUUGAAUCCAGGCUGGGUGAUUUGCUUGAAGGACAAAGUAAUCAUAAAGCCCAAAGAUGAUGAUUAUUUGCAAUAUUAUCAUGCUUGAAUUGUUGCCAGAGAAUGCUGCUUGUUGAUAUUAAUGACCUUUAAAACUAAACAUAGUAUGAUUUUUUAAUUGUUAAAAAUAUCGUGUAUGCAAAAAGUCUGGAUAAUACGUUUGUCUGUUUUUUUGUGUUUAGAGUACAGUCUUCAUUAAAACAUUGUAAAGUCAGUGGACUGUCACCUUACCUGCUCCACAGACCCGAGUGGAUAACAAUAGACUGUGCUGUCUAUCCUUUCCCCAUCAGAAGCAAAGUGAAAAUGGCUUUUGCAAUCAGAAUAAAACCAGAACAACCUGCGAGCAACUCACAGUCUGUGCAGGUUUUAUGCUGUUUGCUGCUCAUCAGUAUCUGGAAAUAUCUUGGAAAUAAAGACUUCAAACUUGAA